AAAACGAAAACUUUGUUUUGCAUCAUCUGGAUACCUUGCUUUAUCUCCUUUCCUUCUAACAAUGAAGGCAACUCUGAAGACCAAGUACGACGCAGACAAAAGCGGCGCCGCCUCAACUUUGGCUGUUAACGCUAGCGAUGUCAAGCUCCGAGCAUCCAUCACCGACGCCACAAUCAUCAACGCCCCUAGUUUAAACGGUCUUUCCCUUGCCGUCGAGAAACCAGGCUUCUUCAUAGUCGACUACAAUGUUCCUAAAAAGGAUCUUCGCUUUCAAUUUAUGAAUACUGUCAAGGUAGCGGAGAAGCCUUUGAAUUUGACUUACAUCCAUAGUUGGGCCGAUAAUAGAACAGUUCUCGACGGGAACCUAGUCCUUGAUUCGGCUAACAAGUUCUCUGCUAAUCACGCUCUUGGCUCUGGAAAUUGUAAAUUGAAGUACACCUACGUGCACAAACAUGCAACCACUUUUGAACCUUCGUACGAUUUUGCAAAGAAUUCGUGGGACUUCUCCAUUUCAAGGAAGGUUUACGACGAUGAUGUAUUAAAGGCUACGUACCAGACUACAACCAAGGCACUGGGAUUAGAAUGGACAAGGAAUUUGAAGUCAAGGGGAAAUUUCAAGAUUGUAGCAUCGGUCAACAUGGCAGAUGAAUCCAAAAGGCCAAAAGUAACCGCAGAGUCGACAUGGAACUUCGAAGUGUAAUUCUUAAAUCAAUGUCCCUUUAAAUUCCUGUUGUGAUUUAUAGUGGGCAUGGAGUUUUCUACGUACAUUGAUGAUUGAAUCUUAAAACGUUCUGUGCACUCGAAUGUUAAGUACACCUCAAUAAUCAUAAGAAGCUGUUCUUUUGAAGUGACU
This is a messenger RNA of Cucurbita maxima (winter squash), 853 nucleotides long. RefSeq names its product outer envelope pore protein 24B, chloroplastic-like. The coding region runs from base 62 to 700 and encodes 212 amino acids. The record is from RefSeq and is a predicted model, not a curated record. Lineage: Eukaryota; Viridiplantae; Streptophyta; Magnoliopsida; Cucurbitales; Cucurbitaceae. Gene Ontology annotation, biological process: regulation of monoatomic ion transmembrane transport. Gene Ontology annotation, molecular function: voltage-gated monoatomic cation channel activity. The transcript has 3 exons.